AUGUUCUGGUUUCUAUUUGCCCCCCAGAGCACCAUCUACCCCAGGGAUGAGGAGGAGCUGGGGGUGGAGAACACGCUCAUCUACUCUGUGAAUCAUUUCUUUCCCUCGUCUGUCAAAGUCAACUGGACCAAUAAUAGCCUGGAGGUGACUGAGGGAGCGUCUCUCAGUUGGUGCAAUCUUACUAAAGAUGGAACGUUCCACCAGUUCUCCACCGUGAGUUUCACCCCACAGAAGGGUGACUUCUACGCCUGCACUGUGGCGCACACGGCCCUGAAGGACCCCAAAACUAGGUUCUGGGAGCCUGAGUUCAGUGAGGUAAGUGCGUCCAGUACUGAUCCUGCUGUAUUCUGUGGAGUGGGCCUGGCUCUGGGACUGCUGGGGGUGGCUACCGGAACAUUCCUCAUCAUCAAAGGAAACCAGUGCAAUUGA
Messenger RNA from Coregonus clupeaformis (lake whitefish), 429 nucleotides. Its product is annotated as H-2 class II histocompatibility antigen, A-R alpha chain-like. The record is from RefSeq and is a predicted model, not a curated record. Gene Ontology annotation, cellular component: MHC class II protein complex. The coding region runs from base 1 to 429 and encodes 142 amino acids. Gene Ontology annotation, molecular function: MHC class II protein complex binding. Gene Ontology annotation, biological process: antigen processing and presentation of exogenous peptide antigen via MHC class II; positive regulation of T cell activation; peptide antigen assembly with MHC class II protein complex. Lineage: Eukaryota; Metazoa; Chordata; Actinopteri; Salmoniformes; Salmonidae. The transcript is spliced from 2 exons.